Labeo rohita (rohu) is the source of this 1270-nucleotide messenger RNA. Its product is annotated as glutathione S-transferase omega-1-like. NCBI's taxonomy places the organism in Eukaryota, Metazoa, Chordata, Actinopteri, Cypriniformes, Cyprinidae. Gene Ontology annotation, cellular component: cytoplasm. Gene Ontology annotation, molecular function: glutathione transferase activity; glutathione dehydrogenase (ascorbate) activity. The transcript has 7 exons. Gene Ontology annotation, biological process: glutathione metabolic process. The record is from RefSeq and is a predicted model, not a curated record. Bases 367 to 1089 code for a protein of 240 amino acids.
UUUACUAGGGUGGCACUGUAUGUUCAUAGUUGAUUGUACAGGAAACGUGAGACGGCAAAAUCAGGGAAAUGUACCAUAAAUCAGCACAUCCUGGAAUAAUAUCAGGCUUUAGAGCAGUUUGAUAGCUGUAAACGUAAUAUGGAAUACUUAUCAAACGAUGAAAAGUAACUUUGAGAAUCUUUUAUUAAACGUUAAGUAGUUUGGUUUUUUUUCAUGGAUGUAGUAGUAAGUAUGUGAGAGGAGGAGUCGUAUAGUCUUCAGCCACACCUAUUUUGCUAUAAAAAGUUAACUUUCUAACAAACGUUUACUUCAGUUAGGUCAGCCGGUUUAACAGAUCUUGUUUAAGUGAACACUCUGAACACAAUAAUGGCUCCAUCUCCAAAAUGCCAAGGAAAAGCAUGCCCUGCUCCCGGACCAGUGCCGAAAGGUCUUAUUCGGCUCUACAGCAUGAGAUUUUGUCCAUUUGCUCAGAGAGCAAGGCUGGUGCUCACUGCCAAGGGAAUUAAACAUGAAAUUAUCAACAUCCAUUUGAAGGAUAAACCUGAUUGGUUUCUGGCAAAGAAUCCUGCAGGGACAGUGCCAGUAUUGGAAACCUCAAGUGGACAGGUGAUAUAUGAGUCACCAAUCACCUGCGAGUACCUGGAAGAUGCCUACCCUGAGAAAAAACUGUGCCCAUCUGACCCUUUCGAGAGGGCCCAACAGAGAAUGCUGCUGGAGCAUUAUUCAAAGGUGAUUCCAUGCUUCUACAGUAUCUGUAUGGGAAAGAAUAAAGGACAAGACGUUUCAGCAGCUGAGGCUGAAUUUACAGAAAAAGUCUCCAAAUUAAAUGAGACUUUGGCGAAAAACAAGACCAAAUAUUUUGGAGGCGAUUCCAUCACCAUGAUUGACUACUUGAUCUGGCCAUGGUUUGAGAGGGCAGAGAUAAUGGGUGUAAAGCAUUGUUUGGCCAACACUCCUGAGUUGAGGAAGUGGAUUGAACGUAUGUAUGAGGAUCCAGCGGUCAAAGCAACCAUGUUCAGCUCAGAGGAUCACAAAGUGUUCUUCGAUAGCUUCAUGGCUGGAAACCCUAAUUAUGAUCACGGUUUAUAGAGUAAAACAAGAGGAUAUCCGUCCAUCUGCGUGUGUGGAUUUUAUUAUCAUUUUCAUAAUCUAAGUAUUUUUAUAUUGAAUGUUACAGCAAAUUUAGCUUUUAAGCCUUAGAUGUUAGACUAGAUCACAGAUGACCAUGUAAAAAAGGAUAUAAUGGGUAUAUUAACAUGUUUGUCAUUUA